AUGAUAGUUGAAAAUAAAACUAAGACUAGCGAAACAUUUGAUGUUAUAUAUGAAGAAGUCAAAUUAGAAGAUUUUGAAUUUGAAGAACAUACCAAAACAUUUUUUUAUCCAUGUCCAUGUGGUGAUAUUUUCGAAACAACAUUAGAGAAACUUUUAAAUGGCGAAGAUAUUUUAAUAUGUCCUAGUUGCUCAUUAACCAUUAAAAUAAUAUAUAAUUUAACAGAUUUAAAUAAAUAUUCAUAA
Molecule: messenger RNA, 243 nt
Organism: Plasmodium yoelii
Lineage: Eukaryota; Apicomplexa; Aconoidasida; Haemosporida; Plasmodiidae
Product: diphthamide biosynthesis protein 3, putative
Exons: 1
Coding region: 1-243 (80 amino acids)
Biological process (GO): protein histidyl modification to diphthamide
Molecular function (GO): metal ion binding
Source: RefSeq, a predicted model, not a curated record